Aedes albopictus (Asian tiger mosquito) is the source of this 2890-nucleotide messenger RNA. Its product is annotated as transcription factor grauzone. The transcript is spliced from 6 exons. Gene Ontology annotation, cellular component: nucleus. The coding region runs from base 237 to 2735 and encodes 832 amino acids. NCBI's taxonomy places the organism in Eukaryota, Metazoa, Arthropoda, Insecta, Diptera, Culicidae. Gene Ontology annotation, molecular function: DNA-binding transcription factor activity, RNA polymerase II-specific; RNA polymerase II transcription regulatory region sequence-specific DNA binding; zinc ion binding. The record is from RefSeq and is a predicted model, not a curated record. Gene Ontology annotation, biological process: regulation of transcription by RNA polymerase II.
UCGAACAAGAAAAAGCGAAAGAUGGAUUUGUUGGGAAGACAACACAAAAUUUAGUUCUCUUUAAAAAUUGUGGAAAAACGUCGGGAAUUGUGCGAAAAAUUGUGGGUUUUCAGUGCCAUAAUUGUAGUGUACCGUGUGGUGUAAAAAUCUGGUGAAAAGUGUAGCCGGCGGAUCAGUUUUAGUCCCAGUAACGAACGGGCAUCGUCAGUGUUUACUUUUUUCCACCGAGAGCAAGGAUGACGACCGAUUGCUUAACGUGCAUUAAGAGCAUCGAUUCUGGCGAUGAAUCGCUCACGAUAUUGAACAACACAGUUAUUCAGACUGCACUGCACAAACACUUCUGGUUCACUGAGAGCCAAUACAUGAAGAGCACCAUAUGCGGGCCUUGUUGGCACCAAAUCGAAGACUUCCACCGGUUCUACAGCCGAGUGGAGGAACUCCACUCUCGGAAUACAUUUUUCCAGAUCCAACUGAUUCCGGAGAUCAAGGAAGAAGAGAUUCCCCAAAGUUUCGAACCAGAAGAACUGGAGGAUCCUACGAAAAUCGAUGAGGAUAUGGACUGUUGGCCUGCGACCAAAGAGGAAGAUUCCAGCGAGGCUGAGGAGGAAGACGAGGAGGAGGAGGAAGAAGAUAAUCCGAAACGAAGAUCGCUUCGGUCCUCGAGUAGAUCUCAACAAAGCAAAAAACCCAAACGCACAAGAGUACAGAAGAAAGAGCUGGAUGAGGUGCAGAAGUAUGUUUCGAAGAACUUGCCGCUGAAAUGUGAUACUUGCUCGCAGCAGUGCAAAACGUUCGACGAUCUGCAAAAGCAUUCCAUGAAAGAGCACCAGAAACGGGCAACGGUGGUGUGCUGCGACCUGAAACUCGCGAUCGCCUAUCGAUUCGUGGAUCACAUCCGAUACCAUCUGAAUCCGAAUCGCUUCAAGUGUCCUCAGUGCACGAAACGGUGCGUCAACCGAGAAUCUUUGAGCAGACAUGUCCGAGCUGCGCACUCCCCGGAACCGGAGGAGCUGAAGAAAGAAGAAGUCAAGGAGGAUGAGGAAGUUGUCCAGGAAGAGAUUGUGGUUAGUGCGAUAGAAACGAAAACGGAGGAGAAGAAAGAAUCGGACGCAGAGGAGAAUGAAUCUACGGUUUCCAAAGAAGAUAAGGCAGAGGCACCUUCAAGCGGAGGUGAGGACGCAAGCGGUGACGAUGACGAUUACAAACAAGAAGACGAUUCGAACGAAUCGGACAGUUCAGGGGAUGGCGAUGAUGACGACUUUGACAAUGACGAUGGAGACGAGGAUCCAAACUACCAGGAGGAAGAAUUCCAAAUCGGAAAACGAACAAGACUGAAGAAAGCGGAAUUGGCGGAAAUCCAAGAGUACGUGUCCAAGAACAUGGUCCUGACGUGCGACACGUGCUGGGAGCGUAGCGACACCUUCGACGACUUGCAGAAACAUUCCAAGGAGAAGCACGGCAAACGUGCCAUCAUACGGUGCUGCGAGUCUAAACUGGCCAACAGCUAUCGGUUCGUAGACCACGUACGGUUCCACAUGAAUCCGGAGCGGUUCAAAUGUUCCCAAUGCGAGAAGAAGUGUCUCAACCGGGACGCGCUGAGGAGGCACGUGCAGAAGUUCCACACCCCGGAGGAUGAGAAGAAGUACCAUUGCGAGGUGUGCUUCACGAAGUUCUCCACCAGGAAGGCACUGAUGCGGCAUUCCAAGGUUCACGAAGAGUUUGACCCGAAAGAAGGGGAUGGCACGCGAAAGCGUAAAUUCGUCGAAAGAGCCAAGCGAGACGCCGAGAAUGAGAAAAUGAUCGCCGAGUUCAUCAACCUGGAGUGCGAUUCGUGCAACAAGAAGUUCGACACGUUCCUCAUACUGCAGAAACACUCGAUGCUGGAGCACAAGAAGCUGUCGUACGUGUUCUGCUGUGGUCAGAGGUUCAACAAAAAGCCACGACUCGUUGAUCACGUCCACUUCCAUCUGAAUCCGACAAAAUUCCAGUGCAAAGUCUGCCAGAGAAAGCUUCCCCACACGGAAUCCCUCCGACGGCACAUGGACCGGAACCACUCGGACGAGGCGAAGACGUUCAAGUGUAGCAUGUGCCCUAAGAUGUUCACGCACAAGAAGUUCCUGUCGAUUCACGAGCGGUGGCACAACAGGCGGUGGCAUUGCGGCAUCUGCGAUCGGCGAUUCAUCUGCGAGGCCAUCCUCAAGCAGCACCACAAGUCGGUGCACACCAAAGAGCUGAACUACGUGUGCCACGUGUGCGCCAAGACGUUCCACAUCUACUCCACCUACCGGUCCCAUCUGGAGUCGCACGACGAAACGAUCAAGAAGAAGCCGCAGAAACCGCCGGUCCAGUGUCAGGUUUGCAAUGCCUGGACACCGAAGCUGUCGCACCAUAUGCGACUGCACUCGGGCACGAAGACCUGCGAAAUUUGCGGCCAGGAGUGCAAGAACAUCAUCGCCUACCGGUACCACAUGAAGCAUCACGAAACGGGCGACCACAUGUGCUCGGUGUGCGGCAAGGGCUUCAAGAAGGAACUCUCACUAAAAGAACACAUGGCAUCGCACACCGGCGUUACCCUGUACAGUUGUGACUUUUGCGAUCGGACGUUCAACUCGAACGCCAAUCGGGCAGCCCAUCGAAAGAAGAUGCACCCGCAGCAGUGGCUCGAGGAUAAGCUCAAGAAGAAAAUGGCACGGUACGGUGGAACGCUUCCACCGGAGGCAGCCGCGACGGUGUAAUAGCAAUCGACAGGCAUAGGACGACAAAAACCCAUCAGCCAUCGAAGAGCUGAAAGUGGAACCCUCGACAGAAGAAUACCUAACUGAAACUCUCGAAGAGCUCGAAGAACUCAACGAUGAAGAUUUCUCCGCUGAGGAUGACGACAAUCAUUCCG